Molecule: messenger RNA, 270 nt
Organism: Chondrus crispus (carragheen)
Lineage: Eukaryota; Rhodophyta; Florideophyceae; Gigartinales; Gigartinaceae
Exons: 1
Coding region: 1-270 (89 amino acids)
Source: RefSeq, a predicted model, not a curated record
AUGAUGAGCUCGCCGAGCAGGGCCUCAUGCUCGAUGAGCUCGGCGGAGAGCUGCAUGAUACUAGGUCGCGCAUGGCAAAGGUCCGCGAGAAAUUGGAGGGCGUUAUGGCGGAGACUGGGCCUAGGCAGUUUUGUACUAUUGUUUGGCUGUGUGUCACCUUUCUUGUGCUUACUGUUCUCGUUGUUAUCACAUGACCCCUCUUUUUGUAAAUCAACUACUGACUUAUCCGCGACGCUCCACUCGAUUCCCCCCGACUAUACGCCAACCUAG